Molecule: messenger RNA, 1323 nt
Organism: Lachancea mirantina
Lineage: Eukaryota; Fungi; Ascomycota; Saccharomycetes; Saccharomycetales; Saccharomycetaceae
Source: the annotation of a GenBank genome assembly
AUGAUCCACCCACUUCAAGCGGUUCUGACAACAAAUGAUGGUAAUCUAGUCUUUUGUGUUGUUGAAAAUAAUAUUUUAGUUUUCAGGGUGGGGCACUCUGGGGGAGGAGAUUUCACACUUGUAGGACGGUGGACCGAUGAUGCGGACAAGAGUGCUUUGAUCAAAGAGAAAGUUCUCAAAGAGCACUCCAAGCAAGUUGCCGAAAACAAUGCGAAGAGGCAAAAGACUGGGGAAGCGAUCGUGUCUCAUGUAAAGGUGCCUAAGGUUCCUCAGCCUGGAAAAGGUGCCCCAGCCUUCUACAGCAUGAUUCGUGGACUUACUUUAUCCAGCGACGAGCUGCUUCUUUUCGCUUGCACUGAUUCUGAUAAAUCAGUCAUAACUCUAGGAAUUGACCUUCAGAACCCUACAGACUGCUUGAAGUUCUUGAAACGUCAAAGUCUUCCAAAGAGGCCGAAUGCUAUAUCCUUGACCAGCGAGGAGAGCAUUGUGCUCGUGGCUGACAAGUUCGGAGACGUAUAUCGAGUCAGCGUCGAUCCUAAUGUGCCCGCUGUAAAAGAAUCUGAAAUCGAGCCCAUUCUAGGGCAUGUUUCGUUACUUACGGACGUUGCAUAUGCAACGGACAAGCAUGGGAGGAAAUAUGUCAUCACAGCGGACAGAGACGAGCACAUUCGGGUUAGUCAUUACCCACAGUGUUACAUUAUAGACAAUAUGCUUUUUGGCCACAAGACAUUCGUGACUUCUUUAUGUCUUCCGCAAUGGAACCCUCGCCUCUUACUCAGCGGUGGUGGUGAUGCUUUCAUUUGCGUGUGGGACUGGAAAGAAGGCCAGUUGCUCGAUUCCUUUGACUUUAGCAGUCUUCUAAGGCCGCAUUUGAACUCCUCGCAUUUGGCACCAGAAAAAUUCCAGAACGAAAAAGGUGAUCUUGUUGAAUUUACAGUGGCUCAGAUAAAGACAUUCAGGGAGUUGAAUCUCGUUGUUUUCUCCAUCGAGCAAUCGAACUGUAUUUUUGUCUGUCAAUUAGACGGGGCCUCGGGUAAGCUCGCUCAUUUGCAAACAGUGAAGCUUCCUUCCCACGUCAUAGCCCUAGACUGCUCUCAAUCUGAUACAUUUUGUGUUACGAUGGAUAGCAGGAAGAGCGAGGACAAUUUUGCGGAGUUUUACACUUAUAACAAUGGGCUUUUCCGUAAAUCUGUUGGCAAAACCGAUGCGUUCAACAAAUGUAUAGUAGAAAGUGUGGUCUCACAGAAUCUCACUGUAGAGACAGAAGAAGGGAUAUAUCCCCUCUACCAGCUGAAAUGCCUGAGAAAGAGAGGAGAGCAUUAA